Molecule: messenger RNA, 2459 nt
Organism: Oryzias latipes (Japanese medaka)
Lineage: Eukaryota; Metazoa; Chordata; Actinopteri; Beloniformes; Adrianichthyidae
Product: melanocortin receptor 5
Biological process (GO): G protein-coupled receptor signaling pathway
Cellular component (GO): membrane
Molecular function (GO): melanocortin receptor activity
Source: RefSeq, a predicted model, not a curated record
CACACAGCUCCGCAUCUUCACUCUCACAGUAAAUUCACCCUUCUAAGGCUCCACAACAGCAGCAUUCAACAGCAGCCAUUUGGAGAGAGGAUUUCAGUGAACAGCCCCUGUGAGCCUGCAUUGAGAAUGGCCUGCAGAUAGAGUUGUAAGCAUCUAAAGACGCACCGCCCCAAUGGAAGUGACAGAUAAAACCAAUUCUUUGCACAAGGCGCAGCUGGCCAACUCCACAUGGAACUUCUACCAACAGAACUACACCAUAGCUCCUCCCUCCCUAAAAGACAAGACAAGCCCUUCUGCUGCUGCAGCAUGCGAGCAGGUCCACAUCGCUGUGGAGGUUUUUCUCAUUCUUGGCAUCGUUUCUCUGCUGGAGAACAUCCUGGUGAUCACAGCCAUAGUCAAGAACAAGAACCUGCACUCCCCCAUGUACUUUUUUGUCUGCAGCCUGGCGGUGGCAGACAUGCUGGUUAGCGUGUCCAAUGCCUGGGAGACCAUCAUCAUUUACCUGCUUAACAACAGACAGCUGGUGGUGGAGGAGCACUUUAUCAGGCAGCUGGACAACAUCUUCGACUCCAUGAUCUGUAUCUCUGUUGUUGCAUCCAUGUGCAGCCUGCUGGCCAUUGCUGUGGACAGGUACGUUACAAUCUUCUAUGCACUGAGGUACCACAACAUCAUGACGAUGAGGAGAGCGGGCUGCAUCAUUGGUGGAAUCUGGAUCUUCUGCACAGGAUGUGGAAUAGUCUUCAUCCUCUACUCUGAAACCACCCCUGUCAUCAUCUGCCUGGUCUCCAUGUUCUUUGCCAUGCUUCUCAUCAUGGCCUCCCUUUACAGCCACAUGUUUAUGUUGGCCCGUUCGCAUGUCAAGAGGAUUGCUGCUCUUCCUGGUUACAACUCCAUCCACCAGAGGGCCAGCAUGAAAGGGGCCAUUACACUCACUAUCCUCCUGGGAAUCUUCAUUGUCUGCUGGGCACCCUUCUUCCUCCAUCUGAUCUUGAUGAUCUCCUGUCCACGCAACUUGUACUGUAUGUGCUUCAUGUCCCACUUCAAUAUGUACCUCAUCCUCAUUAUGUGUAACGCAGUGAUUGACCCGCUGAUCUACGCCUUCAGGAGUCAGGAGAUGAGGAAGACUUUUAAGGAGAUCAUCUUUUGUUUUAGUUUGACAAACAUCUGUACCAACCUCUGUGCUCUGACCGGUAAGUACUAAGAACAGAGAAAACCAUGAGCAGGAAGCAUGCCAUGAACUUGACAGGAUCUACAGCCAAAUGACUGACGUGUGCAGCAAACUGAGGAACCUUGAUAUGUAUUGAAAACAGCAUCUUCAAAUAGUCUCUAUGUUGUAUCAAACAGCGCAUCCACAGAUGCAAAUACUCUGCCAGCUCCAUCUGAAAAUAUGAGCUAGUUAUUAUGCUUGUUAGCAUGAAACCGAUGCCAAUGUCUUUACAUCUAUUUCUCAUUUUUGUGGCAUGCUCUGAUCAAAAAGAUUACAGGGAACAACACACUGGGACCUGAAAACUCUGUUAAAAAAAUUCAGUCACUUUGUGUCUAAUUUCGAUGGUCUUUAUUUAACAGACUAUAUUCGUAUGAAAAAUUGAAAAGUUACUAUUGAAUGUCAAAGACAGGGAAACUUGACACGAGGAAUUAAUCCAGAUGCGGCUCUAGAAAUACCUCCAGAUUCCAGCUCUUCAUGUAGAUGAGUGACAGGUAGCUCUUCUUUUGCAUGCAGCUGCAACCCUGACAUUUGCCAGGGAACCUCGAUAUGAUAGGCAGCUGAAGGAAUGGGAACACCUCCAAACUCAGAAUAAUGGAGCUAAGCUUAAAUCUUAAAGGAGAGUAAGUAUAACUAAUACAGAAGACUAAAGUGGUCUAAUCUGGACUUUACUGUAUUUUAAAGCUACAAAUCGUGAUCCAAGUUUCUGGAUUAUUGUGAUUCUGUCUGCUAACAAGAGAAGAAUUUGGUUCCUCUCACAUCCCCAUGCAGACAUGCUACAUUCACUGUCCGCUAGAAGAACACUGUGGCAGAAUCGGGUGUAAACAGCUGACUUCCAACCUGCUGCUUUUUUGAAUGUGAAGUGAACUCUUUUCUGUCUCUGUGCAUUUACAUCCCAUCUGUUUUCUGAUUUAUAGAGACGCCAUCAGGUUACUCUUGAAUGUAAAAAAAAAAUGUAGAUAUUGUGUGGGUGGUAGACCGAAUGUAAUGCAGCAUUGCUUUGUGCCACACACUAAAACAGCUCUUUUGUGUCUCAUGUCAGUAUUUUUUGCACACAAAAUAGCUUUGUUCAUUCAUUAUUACUUCAUGUGUUACAUUUUUUUUAUGCUGGGAAAAGGUAUGAAUUUGAAAGAAAACAGGGUGAGACAGUGAGAGGGAAGAACUAGUUUCCUUUUGUACUGUACUGUCCUUACUGUUGAUUUCUGUGCAAUUUAUAAUAAAAACAUUCCUUAAAGACCAGGGAAAUCAAUAGAAA